CUACUGGAAAACCUUAGUUUACACUCUGUUUAUUUUUUUCUUCCCACCCGCUUCAACACGCGGAUGAGAAAUUUGAUAGAAGCCUGUAUUGUUUCAACGUGGUCAACUUGGCAAAUUAUUUGUUUUCCACAUAAUUCCACACCUCGGUAGCUAGGCCGGAAUCAACAUAUUGCAUCAGCUAUGGCGGGCAGCAGUGUUCCUCUGUCGUGCCGCUUUUAUAAAGAAAGGUACCCCGAAAUCGACGAUGUUGUCAUGGUCAACGUAAGAAGAAUCCAAGAAAUGGGCGCCUACGUCGGUUUGCUCGAGUACGAUGACAUUGAGGGCAUGAUUUUGUUGUCCGAGUUGUCCAGAAGACGUAUCCGAUCAGUCAACAAGCUUAUCCGCAUAGACAAAACAGAACCUGUGAUUGUCAUUCGAGUUGACAAGGAAAAAGGUUAUAUUGAUUUGAGCAAGAGAAGAGUAACGCCCGAGGACGUGGAAAAGUGCAUUGCCCGAUACUCGAAUGCCAAAGCCGUGAACUCGAUUCUGAGGCAUGUCGCUGAAGUCCUCGAGUUUGACUCCAAGGAAAAACUGGAGCAGCUCUAUGAGCAGACGGCUUGGCAUUUUGAGGAGAAGAGCAGAGUGAAGGGGUCAGCUUACGAGUACUUCAAGCAAGCUGUGCACAACCCUACCAUUUUGGACGAGUGUGGACUCGAUGAGAAGGUCAAGGAGACCCUGCUCUCCAACAUCAAGAUGAAGCUCACCUCUCCAGUGGUUAAGAUCAGAGCAGACAUCGAAGUUGCCUGUUACGGCUACGAAGGCAUUGACGCAGUGAAAGCUGCCCUCCAAUCUGGAUUAGACUGCUCGACUGAAAACGUGCCCAUUCACAUUAACCUCAUUGCUCCGCCUCUCUAUGUAAUGACCACCUCGACCUCCGAAAAGGAUGACGGAAUCACUGCCUUGGCUGCUGCAAUUGAGAUCAUCAGAGACAACAUUACUGCUGUUGAUGGAGGACAAUUCAAUGUCAAAACUGAGCCUCAUGUUACAACCAAGAUGGAUGAUGCUCGACUUGCGAAACAACUGGAGCAGGCAGAGGCUGAGACCAGACAAGUGGCUGGCGACGAUGACGAGGAAGAAUCUUUCGAUGGUCCCGAUGUGGAGGUUAAUGGUGAUCAAGGCGAAGGUGAUGACGAAGAAGGCGUAAAGGAGGGCGCAAAAGACGAGGAAUAAAAGUGGAAAUGAAACAACUUUUAUUGAAAAUAAAGUGUAAUCGUAUUAUUAUUAA
Messenger RNA from Neocloeon triangulifer, 1264 nucleotides. RefSeq names its product eukaryotic translation initiation factor 2 subunit 1 (gene eIF2alpha). The record is from RefSeq and is a predicted model, not a curated record. The transcript has 5 exons. NCBI's taxonomy places the organism in Eukaryota, Metazoa, Arthropoda, Insecta, Ephemeroptera, Baetidae. The coding region runs from base 181 to 1209 and encodes 342 amino acids. Gene Ontology annotation, molecular function: RNA binding; translation initiation factor activity; ribosome binding. Gene Ontology annotation, cellular component: eukaryotic 48S preinitiation complex; eukaryotic translation initiation factor 2 complex; multi-eIF complex.